Molecule: messenger RNA, 3498 nt
Organism: Cotesia congregata
Lineage: Eukaryota; Metazoa; Arthropoda; Insecta; Hymenoptera; Braconidae
Source: the annotation of a GenBank genome assembly
AUGAAUCGGCGAGAAGAUCCACUGCUCCGGCAGCAUUGUAAUCGUUUACUUCAACUUGCCGAAACAACUAACAUCAAACCUGGACAUGGAAGUGGCAAACGGCGAGGCCAAAGAUCGUCCCAUGGAUUUAGUUCGAGCGCUAAUGCCCGGACGACGCUUCAAGAUAUCGUAAGGAAUGAUCCAGGAUAUACGUCUAAUAUUGAACAUCUAGUUUUCCCGGACCGUAAGGGUAGCAAUCCAAAUUUAGCUAGUCACAGUGGAUCUUCAUCCUUUAAGAACAAGCCCAAAAAUGUAGGGGAAUCUAAUAAUGCCUCAACGGCUAAUUCGAAACUAGUAGAAGUGAUUGCUCAUCCGUAUAUGAGAGGAUUAUCAUUCGAAGAUGCAGUUACAACUAAAAAUAAAUCCUUUAACGGUACCUCAUUAAACGGUAGAGGAGAUUCUACUGUAAUUACAUCAUCCGGUCACCAGCCGAAUUCGGGAUCAGCAUCUUCUAACUUCAAGCAUCGUCGAUGGGUUUCACAGCCUUCGCAAUCGUCAAAGCAAUAUUCGACUGAUGGCGGGGGAAGCCACGUGGGUUCCGUAGGCGGUACUGGAAAUACGACAUCGGUCCAACAACCUCGACGCCUUAGUCCCGCGUCAGACCCAAAAGAAUUAAAUUCUGCAAUAUCUUCAAUAGGAGCCAGAGAAAAAUCAGAGAGAACGGGAAAUGUAUCAAUUGUACAUCUCCGCGGUACAUCUUCAGUGGAAUCACGUGAAUCCUGGGAAAAUCGACAAGCAUCGAAUUUUUCCGAAAUUCGGUCAAAGAGCUACAACCGUGCGAGUUCAAUACCAGGUUUAAAACGUCAAGAUGCCUCAAUGACAAGUGGUGUGAGUAUCGGAAAUACAUCUUCGUCGAGAAAUCGAUGUCAAGAGACCCAAAGUCAACGGCGUCGUGAAGCAACAAAUUCAUUACUCUCGGGAGGUCGCAGUACAUCAGGUGAGCUUUUCGUCAGCGGGAAUUGUAGUAGAGAAUUAUCUCCGGUACGGUGGUGUGACCAUGAUGUAGAUGGUGUAUAUCUCGGGAGAUCGGGAUGGGUUCAAGUUCAACAACGGUCUCUCGAUGAAAACCGUAAGAUCAAAUACGAAAGCAAUCCCCAAGCGAAAUGUACCGGAAAUAGCAGUGCAGUCACUGGGACUAUUCCACUCCCACGACGAGCAACUGUCAAGCUCAUAGACUAUCACUGUAGCAACAGCGAACCAGGAAAGCGCUCUGACUAUUUAAGAAGUCAUACUUUAGACUCCCACCGGCCAGAUUUUCUGAAGCUUAACAGUUCCGAAUAUGAACCUCCCAGUGGUUGUGCUUCACCUCACAGUAUUCCCGAGUCUUUCUCACCGCCAUCAAUAACACCGAUCAUAUCACCACCGCCAGCAUUCCAAGACGCCUUACAAAAAAGAGGAACGCGAUCUUCCCGGUUCAGUACAACAUAUGGUAAAACGCCUUUUCUUCCCAGAUCUAAUGCCAUUGUCGACAGUGAUCUCAUCAGUCCACCACCUUCACCGCUGUUAAACAAGAAUUGGAGCUCAUCAAUACCGUCGUCAACUAAAAAAUUAUCAAACAUAUCUAGCAAGUCUCGAUCAAGAUGUCAAGGACCGUCUCAAGGCUCUGGAAAUUCUAUUGUCGUUAUACAGUCAAAGCAAGAUAGCAAGCAAUCUCGUCUUGCUUCUGCUAAAUCCUUAGAAGAUCAGUCAAGUGCAAGAAGAUCACAAUUUGCUCAAAGAUACCUAGAAUCUUCAUCAUCAUCAUCUUCUUCUAUGGGAUUCCGUAGUCUUGAUAGUUGCGUCAACAGAGUAACAAUGCCGUGCUUAGCUGAGAACACAGAUUCAUCUAUUGAAGGUUAUGAAGAUGGCGACGAAGACGAUAAUCCAGAUUCAUUGUUGAAUAGCGCUGUUUCAUCUCCAGGGACACUUUUAGACUUCUCUUUCGAGGGAAUGAUAAUAAAUCAUGAGAGAUUAUCACCCUCUGGAAGACAAUCGCGUUUGGGGCGCAGUCACCAAGCAUCAAGAAGAUCACCAGGUUCUUCCGAUGGGGGUAAAUUGUCUUUUGAUUCCGGCUCAUCGUCUUCGUCAUCUAGCAAUAGUACUGACCGAAUAGAAAGAUCGCCAACUCCCAAUAGUUAUAAACGCUCAAACCAAUCCCGUCAACAGCAUCAAGGGUAUCGAGGUACUCUUGCACUUUCUCCAGAUUCAUUGCAAGCUUCCAGAGUUCGACGCUCAAAAAGUCUUCAAUUACCGGAAAAAAGGUCUCCAGGAUCCGGCAAUCUUCAACAGCAAUCAUCUAGGGAACACUAUCAUGAAGCAAAUGAUCCUAAUAAAGCCCAUUUAAAAGUUAUCAACGACAAAAGUAUGGGACGAAAUAAAAAACACAUCUUGACAAAUCGUAAAACUCAUUCAACAGAAGAAACAGUUAACGUAGAAGUUCAUCGUGAUCCAGAAAUAGUUACCGAAUAUCUUUACGGUACAAGAAGCCGGCCAAUGACAAGGAAUGUCCAAUCAGGACGUUAUGAUAAUCGGGAUGAUAAAGUUGAUCGGCGGAAUACAGCGGGUGCAUGCGAUGUGUACUUUAUUUCGGCAAAACAACCACGUCAAAAACAGGCUAUUAUGAAUUAUACUCAACAACAGCAACAAAAGUCUUCAAAUAAACAAUUACGAACUCUUCAACGAGGAGUAACAACUCCGAAUACAAAUUCAUCAGUACCAUCUGUGGAAUCCAAGACACGAUGUAAUACCAGCACUUGUAAUUUUUGGCCUCAUUGCACUCAGCGGGAAACACUUUAUUCGCCUAAUCUUAAUCAAACAUCCAUGAAGUCAUCUCAAAGCUAUCCAUCUCAUCGUCGGAUGUCUAAUGACAAUAUCAUCAACCACACUAAUCGAGAUCGUGACAGCGCUUGUUCUUCACCUGCCGCUUUAGAUAUAGUUGAAGACCGAGAUAUGAGAAAAUCUCGCCAGCGAGGAGAACAUUACUCUUCAAUGUCGAAAUCCGAAGAACGUGUGCCUAAAAGUGUAUUGAAGCAACCCCGAAGAUCACCUGCCGGAUCGCCAAAUGAACUAGAUCAAACUACGCGAUGGGAAUAUAGAAACACCCAUGGAGAAACUGUAGGCCAACGUGUAUCUCCUAUACGAUCUAAAACAAUCAGAAGAUCUCCUAAUGGUGGCGGCAAUUCGUCAGUCACUAAUUCAUCUUCCUCAAGCAGUGAUAUUUGGGUGACAACCUCCGAUCGGACCGUUACAAAAAGUCCUAAAAAUCCUAAAAGCAGCGGAGGAUCAACUCCUAUAGAUGAUGGAAUCUCAGGAUCAUUGAAAACUCUUCUUGACCCUCAAUCUGAUUUAUCAAGGCCUGGCAGUGCACCAGCGAAAAGAGGAGCUUCUCCAGAAGAAUCAAAACAUCUCGAGCCUCAUCAUAGAUCUUCAUCUCUGCCUAAAUCAUUUUUGUCACAUGAGUCUACAAAUACUGAUGGGUGA